CUAUAUAAAGAAACCCUUGGAGACCAGACACUCAUCCGGCUUUGUCCUGAGUUUCUACUGCAAGCAGAACUCAAGCUCAUCUCAAACCUAGCCACCAUGUCUCUGACCAAGACCGACAAGACCAUCAUUGUCACCAUCUGGAACAAGAUUGCCCCACAGGCUGAUUCCAUUGGUACUGAGACCCUGGAAAGACUCUUUUUCAGCUAUCCCCAGACCAAGACUUACUUCCCCCACUUUGACCUGAGCCAUGGCUCAGCCCAGCUGCAUGGCCACGGCACCAAGGUGGUCAACGCCAUUGGGGAUGCUGUUAAGAGCAUUGACAACAUUUCAACUGCCCUGUCUAAGCUCAGUGAACUCCACGCCUACAUCCUCCGAGUGGAUCCUGUCAACUUCAAGCUCCUAUCUCACACCUUCCUGGUCACUGUGGCUGCUCGAUUCCCAGCUGACUUCACUGCAGAGGCCCAUGCUGCCUGGGACAAAUUCCUCUCCAUUGUGUCUUCAGUCCUGACCGAGAAGUACAGAUGAGCACCCGGAUCUAGAGCUCUGGGAGGACAGAAGGGGCUGGGUGGUCACCCACCCCCUACCCUGGUCCAGGCACCCUUCCCUUUGGUGCCUUUCCUACAGACUUGUCCUCUAUGACCCUCAAA
Molecule: messenger RNA, 647 nt
Organism: Sarcophilus harrisii (Tasmanian devil)
Lineage: Eukaryota; Metazoa; Chordata; Mammalia; Dasyuromorphia; Dasyuridae
Gene: HBZ
Product: hemoglobin subunit zeta
Exons: 3
Coding region: 97-525 (142 amino acids)
Biological process (GO): oxygen transport; hydrogen peroxide catabolic process
Cellular component (GO): blood microparticle; hemoglobin complex; haptoglobin-hemoglobin complex
Molecular function (GO): iron ion binding; oxygen carrier activity; haptoglobin binding
Source: RefSeq, a predicted model, not a curated record